CCUUCAGCUGUUUUUCUCCUUGUUUUUUAGCUUUCGUCCCUUAUCUCCCUUGGUUCUGCUAGCUCAGAGCCGCUAGUCUCCUUGUUUUCCCUGAGAUUUCCGUGUUUUCUUCAGUUUAAGAUUACACUAUGGGUCACAAUAGCUCUUUGAACCCGCAGACUAGUUUCAGCUUCAUCAUGAACUUUAAGGACAAAUGAAGAGAAAAUGGGAAGAAAGGCUGAGGAAAGUUGAAGAGCUAGCAUCUCACUAUGAAAGAAACCCACUUCCUGCAGUUUAUAGACCAAAGCUGUCCCCCUUUCAGCCAUCCUCUGUUUGGAAAAUAUUUUGUCGGCAGGCUGAAGCUUUCAGCUAUGUAAAAACCUGCAAAGAGGAUGUUCAUGUGUUUGCCUUGGAAAAGAACACAAAAAAUGGACAGAGGUUUUACCUCGUGACAACAUACAAAGAGCUUUGGUUUUAUUACAUCCAAGGUUAUAAAAAAACAAGUCUUAUGCAUUGCUAUGAGGUGAUUCCUGAAAAAGAUGCUUGCAAACUUUAUUUUGAUUUGGAGUUCUACAAAGCAGCAAAUCCUGGUGCAGACGGCAAGAGUAUGGUUGCAAAGUUAAUUGAGCUUGUCAGCCAAAAGUUGAAAGAACUUUAUGAUGUUAACUGUUCAGCCAAAGACGUCUUGAAUUUAGAUUCCAGUACGGAUGAAAAAUUUAGUCGACACUUAAUAUUCCUACCCCACAAGACUGUAUUUAAGAAUAAUAUUCAUGUUGGUAACUUUGUGAGAACCAUUUUGCAGCCUGCCAUAAGGUUAAUGGAGGGUAAUGCUGCCUCUGUGAUUCCAGAAGAAGGAGCAGAACGUGUUUUCCAGUGUUCUUCAUCAACAGUUGAAGCAGAUGGUUCUCUUACAAACCUCACAGCAGCUGAAGAUGCUUCCAAAGGUUGGCCAGCUCAUCAAGCAAAGGAAAUAGAAACAUCACACCAUGGAGAAAAUCACGAAUUUUCCUUUCUAAUAGUAAAUGAUAAAGAAGGAGACAAGCAACUUUUUGUGGAUCUAGGAGUUUAUACAAAGAACAGAAAUUUACGGAUGUAUAAAUCAUCAAAAGCAGGAAAAAACGUGAUUCUGACAAUAGCAGAGGAUAAUAAGUUUGUCCCUGCUUGUGAAGAGAAUGUGUCCUUGGAAGAAGCAUAUUUUCUGUCCUCUUUGGUCUGCAAUAUUAGCUCUGAGGGUGACACAAGAGUUCUGUCAUCUAGCUUUUCAGAAGAGAGAAGAACAUCUGCUUUUUUAAACAGUAAAACCACCAGAAGUGAUAGAGAGUCCAUGGAAGGUUAUCAGGUUUCACCAUAUCCAGAAAUCGAUUAUUUUGUUCGUUCUUUGGUUAAUAAAGAUGGAGUGCAAGGAGGGAUACGGCAAUGGAGUUAUUUCUCUCUGGAGGAAAUACUUGUGUAUGAUAUUUCUGGUUACCGGUGGUGUGAAAAUAUUGGAAGAGCCCACAAAAGUAACAACAUAAUGAUUCUGGUAGACCUAAAGAAGGAAGUCUGGUAUCAAAAGUGCCACGAUCCAGUCUGCAGGGAAAAAAACUUCAAAUCACAAAGCUUUCCAUUACCACCUGGGAUAUGUCUGCCUUCUCUCUUCAAAGAGGAAGAAGAUUAUAUGGUAACAGAUCAAUGUGGGAACACGGAAGAAAAAGCAAAACCCCAGUCUAACCCUGCAGAUUUAUCAAAAAGCUCGGUAUCUCUUGAAGAAAGCAUGUCUCAAGACUUCCAGUUAACAGACACUGAGUGGGACAAUGCAAGCGAUGACGCCUGUUUGGUAGAAGCUACUGAAGAUGUGGAGCUAGCAGAAGCUGCAAAUGACAGUCUGGAUUACGGCAUGGAAGACAUUCCUGAUGAAGUUCUUUUGGAAACUUUAAGGUCACAAGACAUUUGCAACAAAGAUGACAGCUAAUCAGAAACUUGGCUGGCAAACAAACUAGUAGCAACAAAGCUUGCUCUAAUACAACAUGUGUAUCACAUGCCUUCUGUGAAAGAUACUGUGCUGUGGCUCAAAAGCCCUCUUUGAGAGCUGUUAAAGAACUGACAAAGAACUAAAAGCAUCCUUGCAACUGGAUAACCUUAAACAGGCAUGAAGAAGGUUACACUACGGCUAGAGAAUACUGGCCUGAACAUUUUUUCAUGAAGGCUGCUUCAAGGAGUUUAGCACUUCUAAGACUUACUGCUGUGUGGUUUCUAUUUUGUUAGCUGUUUGUCCAGCUUUUACUGAUAUGACAAAUAAUACAUUUAUUCACUUCCAGAAAUGGGAUGAAAUUAUUUAUUUCAAAUACAAAUUUAAUAAAAAAGUGUUUAUCACUAGUUCA
This is a messenger RNA of Oxyura jamaicensis (ruddy duck), 2339 nucleotides long. It is a transcript of the gene PRIMPOL, whose product is annotated as primase and DNA directed polymerase. Lineage: Eukaryota; Metazoa; Chordata; Aves; Anseriformes; Anatidae. The transcript is spliced from 13 exons. Bases 194 to 1930 code for a protein of 578 amino acids. Gene Ontology annotation, biological process: replication fork processing; mitochondrial DNA replication; response to UV. Gene Ontology annotation, molecular function: chromatin binding; DNA-directed DNA polymerase activity. Gene Ontology annotation, cellular component: nucleus; mitochondrial matrix. The record is from RefSeq and is a predicted model, not a curated record.